Pristis pectinata (smalltooth sawfish) is the source of this 6579-nucleotide messenger RNA. Its product is annotated as regulation of nuclear pre-mRNA domain-containing protein 2-like. Gene Ontology annotation, biological process: mRNA 3'-end processing. The transcript has 12 exons. Gene Ontology annotation, cellular component: RNA polymerase II, holoenzyme. Gene Ontology annotation, molecular function: RNA polymerase II complex binding. The record is from RefSeq and is a predicted model, not a curated record. Lineage: Eukaryota; Metazoa; Chordata; Chondrichthyes; Rhinopristiformes; Pristidae. Bases 1 to 5013 code for a protein of 1670 amino acids.
AUGCGCGGCGGCCAGCGCGAAAGCGGGGCACUGCGCAGGCGCGUCCCCCUGACCGUCUCCCUCCCUCCCGCCGCGGGCCGUGCACCCAACGUUUUCCAUCGGGUGCCCACAGCAAGCGUAGGUUUGGGCCAGAGGACGUGCGCGCCCCCUCCCACGUUACGCGUCAGGAGGACAAGCGUUAGUUGCGUGCGCGCCCCCCCACCCGCCCCGCGCGUUGCGUGUUUACUUCGGCGGGGAAGCGUGCGCGCCCCCCAGCUCACCUCCCACGCUACGUGCCCCUGUGUUUACUCGGGGGGCAAGCCCGGGUUGCGUGCGCGCCCCCCCACCCGCGAUUGCGCGCACCCCCGCCACCCCGCUCUUGCCCCCGCGCCUGGCUGUCUGCCCCCACCCCCACAGCAGGUGACGCGCAGUGGGGGGGGGAGGGGGACCAAGAUGGCGGCGGCGGCCGGUUCGGCCGCUUCGGGCGGUCUGGAGGCGACGCUGGAGAAGAAGCUGCUGACGGUGACCAACACGAUGGACAGCAUCCAGGGCCUGUCUUCCUGGAUCCUCGACAACAAGAAGCACUACACCUCCAUCGUCCGCCACUGGAUGAAGUGCAUGAGGAAAUCUUCAAUCCCUCAUCGAUUGAACCUUUUUUAUGUUGCCAAUGAUGUUAUUCAGAAUUGCAAAAGGAAAAAUGCAAUUAUAUUUCGAGAUGCUUUUUCUGAGGUUCUAAUUGAAGCAGGCACAUUGGUGAGGGAUCCUUCUAUUCGCAAAUCAGUGGACCGUAUAUUUACCAUAUGGGAGCAGAGGAGCGUCUACCCUGAGGAAUUGAUUGUAGACCUUCGUGCUGCUCUUGUGGGACGAAAGACACCUGACUUUACAAAAGUGAAAACAGUGAGCAAUAAAACCAGAGUUGUUGUGAAAUCCAAGAUUCUAGCUGAAUUCAGGCCUCCAGCGCUGAUUGAUCAGCUGGGGUCAUAUAAACAAGCUGAGGAUGAGCGAGAAUUCAAAGAGAAACAGCUUGGGACUCUCCGCGUGGAUGUCUGUAGCACAGAGACUUUGAAGAGAUUGAAAGAUCGUGCUGGGGGGAAGCGAUUUUCUAAAGAUUUUGAGGAAUCCAGUUCCAAAUUGGAAGAUUUCUGUGCAGAGCUUGAGAGGGAAGUGAAGAAAACCCCACCCCUAAUUGAAGCUCUCGAAAACGCAGAAAUAUUCUAUGAGGCUCAGUAUAAGGAGGUGAAGAUUGUAGCAAACGCGUAUAAGACGUUUGCCAACAGAGUCAAUAACUUGAAGAAGAAGUUGGAUCAGCUGAAAACAACCCUUCCGGAUCCAGACGAGUCUCCCAUUCCUUCUCCGAGCAUAGACGCUCCAUCACCAACUGGCUCUGAGUCCCCCGUUCGCCCUGCAGAGGAGGUUGUUCCAGAGCUGCCAAAGAAGGUGGAAGGGAGCCCUGGGCCGCCAACGCCUGAAGCUUCAGGUGAUAACUGUGACGUUGAGGACAUGGAGCUUUCAGACGAUGAAGCCGCAGGAGCAACAAACAUAAUAGCAGUGGAAAGAGAGGAGAAGAAAGAGGAAUCCAGUCCAAACACAACAGCAGCAUGUGCGAGCCCACAGCCAGAAAAAGCAUCCACCCAAGCAGAGAGCACACAAGCAAAGAGUAGCUCCAUAACACCACCCCUGGGCCUCCCAAACCUGGCAAAUAUCGACUUGGGCAAGAUUAGUUCUAUCCUUAGCAGUCUGACAACAGCCAUGAAGAACACAGUCAGCCCAGUGAUUGGUCAAACGCCUGUGCUUGCUGUAACAUCAGUGGCUUCUCCUGGGGUGCAGCUCAAUACUGGCCAAAAGGCCCCUGUUCAGAAGCCUUCUCCAGUUCCUCCCAAUCCUCUGGCAAGCAUCCUGUCAAAAGUUGAAUUAACUCCGGAGAGCAUCUUGUCAGCACUCAGCAAGACCCAGGGGCCUUCUGCUCCCGCACUGCAAGGUCUCUCAUCAUUGCUUCAGAGUGUGACAGGGAACACUUCUGUCCCAUCCAGCAGCGCAACUCAAAGUAUUUCUACCCCAGCAGUGGCAAACAUCACCAGUCCAUUGGACAAAAACGUUCCUAUUAUCAAUUCCAGCACUCAGCCUGUGAUUCAAGGGCUGAUUGGUUGCUCUCCAAAUUCACCUGCAUCAGAAGUUUCCUCUGCUUCCUCAGUGAACUCUGCCCCAAUAAACCAUAGUCCUGCCCUGUCCAACACAAGCCUGAAGACACCAGCCAGCACUAACGUACUUGAAAGUUCUCUCCGCAAUGCUGCCUCUUCAUCAAGAGGAAGCUUGACCAGUCAGAAGACAUCCAUUGAGGCAGUUACAGCUGAAACAGAAGAACAGCCACCCUCACCAUCAAGUUUGGAGUUGAAAAUUCACAACUUUCUGAAGGUCAAUCCAGGCUUUAAGGCUUUAGAUCUGAAUAUCCCUCUCCUGAGCAAUUUGGGCUCUAGCGACUCUAAGAGUCUCUUGCAGCCUUCAGAUGGAAGUCGUAAUCCCAGCAGUACCAUUCUAGACAACCAGGAUGGCACACCUGUCAGAGACGAGAGAGGUGGAACUCCAACCCAGGAUGAAAUGAUGGACAAACCAGCAACAACAGGCACUAUUGAUCCAAUGUCCUUACUGUCUAAGCUAAUCAGUCCACCUUCCUCUUCAACUAGUAGCACAAUCUCUCCCCCACUUUCCAUGCCACAAAAUAUAGAUUCUGGUUACUCAGAGAUUUCCAGUACAGUGCCUUCUUACCAAAGCGAUACUUCAUAUAACCGUGGAAGGGGUUCAUUCCCUUCCUCCUACAAAUCCUCAGAGAUGUGGGAAGGAUCUUCCCCCCACAGAGACUCUCCUCAAGAACAGUUUUAUGCAGGUGAAUCCUGCACUGAUUUUGAUUAUGCUGGACCACCGCUUGCUUCAGUUUCGAAUUUGGUGAAACAGCCCCCGAAAUCUAUUCUCAAAUCAAACAAACCAACAGAUCAGAUGCAGAGUCCCAAUGAAUACCAGUCUAUCUCUGCCAGUUACAGUCGUCUAAAGUCUGUGUUCUCUAAGCCCAUGAAAUCCAUUCUUAAGAAGCAAGAAGCUUAUGGUAGUAGGUCAAAUAGUAGCAAAGGGUAUAGGGAAGAUGAUCAGGGAAUUGAACUUGAGAACCUUCCUUCACCAGGUCAGAACAAUCAGUUCUUCCGCUCAGAGUCUAAUAAUAUCAUAUUACAGCCCUCCUUCUCAGAUAUAUCUCACACAGGAUCACUUCAGAAAGCAUUUUCUGACUCGCUGUGUUCUACCCCUUCCCGAUCAUCUUCCUCUUCGCAGAGUGCUGUACCUGGUUCUUUUAGCCGCACAUCUGCUGCCGCCAUUGAUAAAACUGUAACACUGGGCUCUCCUGUCUCUGCUACUUCAACCAUUGAGUUCAAGAAUAUGUUAAAAAAUGCCUCGCGUAGACCUACUGAUGACAAACCUUUAGAAAGCCCCAUUAGUCCUGCUCCGUCAGGUAGCUUGAGUGAGAAAGGGAACCUGCCAAUUUUUGGACAAUCUGGGAUUGCAGAGAAUGCAGAUGGAGAGCAGCAUUGCAUUGAGACUCGUAUAUCUACGUCAGAUUUACCUGAGAACGUAGAGGAGAAAGGAGCCCCCAUAGAGACACUAGGUUCCAGUACCCCAUCAGCUGGGAGGCUUAUGUUUGGAGAACCCAUCCAGACCCUGGACUCCAGCCGAGGGUCAGGCAGAGGUAGUAUGAGUCAUGGGAGGGGGGGGUCCAGGAGUAGUUGGUUUGAACCUAGCGAAAGCAUUUCAGACUUUGAUGAUGAUUCCUCGUCUCUUGAUGUUUCUGAGAUGACUCAAGGUAUCCCUCCCAGCUUUAGAAGUCAGUUUGAAGAACACAGACUCCAGUUCACUGACACGUCAAGCAGCUAUAGAUCCAACAGCUUUAGCAAUCCUUUUGAAAGACAAACUCAGCAGAUUGGACUUCCACCUGGCUCACGACAUGAUCACAUUGGGCCACCCCCUGUCCCCAGCCGAGACCACAUUGGGCACCCGCCUGGGCCUCCUCCGGAUCAUGUCCUUGCCCCAUGCCCCCCACAAGAUCACAUUGGUCCUCCUCCUGUUCCCUUGAGGGAUAUUGGACUGCCACCUGGACCCCCAAGGGAUCACAUGAGUCUGCCCCCGGGUCCUCCACCUGAUCACUUAGGCCCUCCUGUCCCACCACAGGAACAUAUGGGUGGCUCAUCAGGUUCUCUUCGAGACCAUGGUUCAUUCCCUGGUUCUUCUCAAGACCACAGUGGGCCACCUCCCGGUUCCUCCCAUGAGAAGAUUGGGCCGCCACGGGACCAUGUUGGACCACCACCUGGGACCCCUGUUGACCACAUUGCACCACCCUCUGGUCCACCCCCUGACCACUUUGGUCCUGGUCUACCUCCUGGUCCUCCUCCAAGGGAUCACCUUGGACCACCUCCUGGUCCCCCAGUGCCCCCUCCAGGUCCUCCUCCUCUGGAUCACCUUGGGCCUCCUCCUGGUCCCCCUCCCCGAGAUCACCUGGGACCCCCACCCAUUCCCCCUCCUGGACCUCCUCCUGGCCCUCCUCCCCGGGACCACCUUGGCCCACCACCUCCUGUCCCACUUCCACAGGAUCACCUUGUUCCACCUCCUGGCCCUCCUCCAAGAGAUCAACUUGUCCCACCUCCUGGCCCUCCACCACAGGACCUCCUUGGUCCUCUACCUGGUUCUCCAAGAGACCUCCUUGGCCCAUUAGCUGGGCCACCUCGAGAACUCCUUGGCUUACUUCCAUGCCCUCCAAGAGACUUCCUUAGCUUAACCAACAGGGCUCCAGUGCAAAGGUCUGCGAGAGAUUAUUAUGGGCCACCUUUUGGAACCCAGCAAGAUUACAGUAGUCCUGGUAGGUUCUUCCAUAGAGACUUUAGAGGAUCCUUUAGGCCUCGGGAAACUUUUCAAAGUGGGAAGCGAUCCAGCUUACCUCUUGGAAAUCCCCCUUUUGCCACUGCUCCCAAAAGACCAUAUAUGCCUCCAAGGUAUUGAAAAUUAAAAGCAGCUGACAAAGGUGAAUGUUCUGUAUUGGGGAUUAUGUGAAACUCUUCUUUCAUCUCUGACCCUUGCUCAACUGAGCAGCUUUGUGGUCAUAGUGGCAAAAGUUCAGCAUGGUGCUUUUAGGUCACCUACAUGUCUUUUGUGUCCCAGUCUGUUCUCCCUUCUGGUUCCUAUCUGAUUCUUUCACUUGCCUUCUCCAACGUUGACCUGCUGUGCUAGGUCAAGGGUAUGUUAAGGUUAACCAUUUCACUACAGGGUCAUUACAAACUGCAGCAAGCCAGUGUUCCAUCAGGAGAGUUUUGAAACUUCAGCCGUGCAUAGAAAUCUUACUUGGAACAAGACAACCACUUACUUUUACGCAAAGUAAAACUUAUAUUGUUGCAAAAAUCAUUAUAAAUACAGUCUUAGAAGGCUGUAGCUUCUUCAGACCCUUUGCUACUUUGUGUUGUUUUUAAAUUACAGUUUUACUUUUGUACCAGUUGUGGCAGAAAAAAAGUGGUUAAACGCAAAUGGGAAAUGUCUCUGUCAUCAUUGAAAGUGUUUGGACGCUACCGUCUGAUUAGUUACGUGUAGACAGGUUACAGUGCCAGACUUCAGAAACAUGACGACACACUUGUUUUGACUUAAUAUCACAGGUGUUUCAUUCUGGGAGAACUACCUGUUGCUCACAGUUUGACUCCCGCAGGCAGAGGCGUUAACGUUUGCAAUCCAUUGCCUGCUCGCUGGGGGCUGUAGCUUGUGCCAAUGACAAAAAACUUACUCACAUUAUGUGGAUGCGUGCAGCUACUGGGAUUGGCUCCUGCAUCAAUUCCACGACACUUCAAUGCAGGAGGUCCAUGUUAAAAACCAAAAGUAAGCUACCCCUGCUUCUUGCAUGCCAUUUAAUUAUUUUCUCCACAGCCUCAACGAUGGAGCGUCUUCCCUUGGCAGUGCCAGUGCUGUUCGUUAAGAUGCCACGCAGAAUAUUGGGUGGAAUGAGAUGUGUAGUGCUCUGGUUGCUUCAUCUAAUAACUGGCUGAGAACAUGGCAAGACUUCCACCAAUCCAAGCAAGAAGACUAAAAUCACAGCAAGCAGGACUGGGAGCUGUGGAGUGUGCAGUGGGCACAGUUACUUGUUAUACUAGCAGACCACAAUGAGAUUUAUGAUGUUUCUAAAAAGUAUAGUAAAAGUUUGAUUCUUGUCAUUGGUUCUCAAAAACAAAAAGAUGGUAACUCUUGGAAUAAAUGUUCCUCAGGCACAUAACGAGCUUCUAUUUUUGCAAUAGACUGACCAACCAUUGAUAUUAGGCUACAUAAAACCUAAUUGUGUGCAAUGUGUUAAGACUUUGAUUAUUUCUGUCCCUAGGCUGGCGAAACAGUUGAUUAGCACAAGCUACCCAAUGUGUUUUUCUUAGCCUUUUUUUUCCUUUGACUCAUUCUGUACCAGUCACUGUUUUGUCAAAUCGACCUGCUUGUCUCCAAGGAAUGCCUUGCUGAACAAUCCUUGUUCGCUGUUUAUAUAUUUAAAGAAAUAAAUAGUGGGGAAGGGAGGAAAGGGAACCGGGUGGGUGGGGAAGG